UCCGCGAAGAGCGCUCCGACGCGGAGGACGUGGGAAAGAUCGAUUCGCCGUCGCAGAGCGGUUCUCACUCCGUUUCGGUUCUGCGACAAGACCGGCACACGACCGGUGAGAAACCGGCUCCGAAAGAUCGCCGCAGAUGCGGACACGCCGAAACUCGUCCUUGGAAAGAUCUCACGCGGACCGUCCGAUUGAUGAGACACUGACGAUGAGAGGUCGGUUUGGCGCGUUUCUCCGAUUUUUCCGAAUAGUCGGAGCGAUGUGAAACAUGUCACAAAUUAGUGGUGAUUCGAAGGAUUAAAGAUCACGAUUUACCGAAUAUAAACUGUAAAACUCUAACCGUGCGUCUGAUAUUUAAAUGUACUUUUUAACGAGAAGUUUGAGUGGUCCGUGUCGAUCGAUCGUUAUAUCGAACGGUACGGAGAUUCGCGGUGAACGCUGUUGAGAAAGAUCGCACGGACAACGGUUCCUCGGCCACUCCGCAUUCUUCUGCUCGUAAAGGAGACAAGUCGCCUGCGCCGGGUAACCGGUCGUCGUCGCGAUCGAUCUCUCGUCACCCCUCGGAUCGAUGCAAAUCUUUGCCGGAGGUCGUCGAACUCGGUGUUAACGGCGACCUUGGGGUACGCCCAAAAAUUGAGAGUCCUCGCGGAAGCGCGGGCGCGUGCGAAGGACGAGAUGCGCCAUUUUCGAGAACCGAUGCAGGGAGGUGAACGAUCCUCGGAGCGUUUUGCCGCAGACCGGUAAUGGGAUACCAGAGGUGACGGCAAGAUGAACGGUCACGGAUCCACCAAUGAGGGCGCGCGGUUCCGAGACACCUCGCAGCAAAUCCAUAAACAAUGGCAAGCCGAUCCAACGAGGGCAUUUCCAACCGUCGGCGGCGUCACUGCAAAUUCGCCUUCGCCUGCAUCGGGAGAGCUCUCCACGCCAAAUUCCACUCCCAGCCCCAGCCCUAGUCCGACUAAUCAACAAAUCACGCACAAUGGAGGCUACGAAUCACAACCGAAAAAUGUUAACAACAUUACGAGGAAUAAGCAACAAGUGCAGACAUCAGCAAUGGUGUCAACACCUGCAAGGACGCCAGGCGUCGGCGCGGAUUCAACGAUGACGGGACCGGGAAAGGGCGGAGGUCGCGUGACGGAGGUGAUGGAGCUGUGUUACGUCACCGAGAGGAUCAUCGCCCUUUGGUAUAGAGAGGAUGCGCAGGGUGUCCUCGAACAUGCCACAACCCUUCUACGCGGGAAACAUGCCGAUAAUUACAUGAUCUUUAAUUUGUCAUCGCCUGGUCGACCCGGCGAGCCGAAUACGAGGGAAGCUGGAUGGCCGCAGGGAUUAGCACCAAGUUUGGAGAGACUGUGCGCUCUCUGCAAGGAGCUGGACUCCUGGCUAAAUGGCGCUUCUAAUCGCGUCGUUGUUUUACAUGCCAGGGGCAGCAAGGAGCGGUUGGGUGUGGCAGUGUCCGCUUAUAUGAACUACAGCAGCAUCUGCGGGGGACGUGAUCAAGCAUUAGACAGGUUCGCUAUGAGAAGGUUCCUCGACGACAAGAUCGGAUCGCUGCAGGUUCCAUCACAUCGAAGAUACAUCGAGUACUUUAGCGGACUGUUGUCAGGCUCUCUAAGGAUCAGCCAGUCGCCAUUGUACCUGACCCACCUGACAGUUCUCGGAGUGCCGCUCUUUGAGCCGACGGGCUGUCGAGCCUUUCUUAAAGUAUACGAAGGACUUACACCGGUUUACACUUCGGAUCUCUACUCGGUGACGAAUGCGCGUGAAUUUACUGUUAAUCUUGGCGGGCUUCGACUGAGGGGUGAUAUCUUGGUCAAGUGUUACCAUAGGGUAUACUCAAAGCAAACUCGAGAAGUUAUGUUUUCCCUUCAGUUUCACACGUGUGUAAUUACGGAGAACGUCGUGUCCUUCCCGCGAUCGGAGCUCGACGUUGCCUGCGAUGAUCCUCGAUGCCCGCCUGACAGUGUGGUGACACUUUACUUCGCCACCGACGCGAAACGUCAGGACGGCCCAGUUCCAGCGCCGACACCCGCCGUGCCGCAUGCAUCAGCGCAUCACGAUCCCAUCCUACAUUGGGACAGCUACACGAAUCUCGAAAUCAGCGACGACGAAGGCCGUGAGACCCCAUUGUCACCACCACCUCCUUCGAGUUCUUCAGUUCAGACUUCACCUCGUGGCUUAGGCUAUACUUGUGGUCCUAUAGAUGGAUCCUUGUACGCAGUGGUACAUCAGGGUGCUGCAGGAGGUGCUCGCGGCUCACCAUUGACGGUUUCUAUGGACAGUGGCAUCAGUAGUGCACCGCCACAGAGACCUAGCCCACCAGAACCCGAGCCGGAAAAUCAAGCUCACGGAGAUCUCGACAAGCUUCUUCAUGAUAUGAUGCUUACUGUCGAGUCUAUGCCAGAUCCUCCGACAGAUGACUACAAUCGCGAUCGAAGUGAGAAAAUGUACAUCCAAGAAACGCGUAGCUACAGCAGUCACGGCAGCAGCCAUCCAACGUCUACUUAUUCUACUUUGAAGGACUCUUACAGGAGCUACGGGGCCGGCAAGGAAUCAAGUCCACCUUACAAUUCGAGCAGCAGCUACAGCACUCUGAAAAACGAGUACAGAGAUUCGUCGAAGAGCAUCGAGCAUCGAGAUUUUGACUAUCGCAUGUCUCUGGAUCGAAAGAUAUCCGAAUCUUCCAACGACUCCUAUAGGAAACACACGGAUUCCUUCUCGCCGCCUGGCAAUAUUGAUUUCAUUGACGAGGACAUUCCGUAUCACGCUAGGCAGACCAGCCAACCGUUCUCGUACGGCGCCACCACCGAUAUGAUAAAGCAUCAGAAGCUAUCGUCGCCUUCGUUAGUGAGAAAGGCGUCUGCACGAGGUGUGGCACCUGUUGUAGAUUUCGAGGACAUUCUUGGCGAGAAUUCUCGGAGACCCAUCAGUCCCCUCAGUCCCAAUACUCCAGAUCCACCGCCAGAAUUCGCAAAUGGGCCCAUAAAGAGUGGAACUGAUCACAUCGAUGGGUUGUCGUGGCUGAGACAGCAGCAAUUGAAACUCGCUGCUAGGAGAGAUGAAAGGAGCCCUGGCAAGCUUUGGCGACAAGAAACCGGAAACCGUGUCAUCGGUGAACUUAGGAGCUUGCAAAGAGGAAGAUUGAGACACGAUGGUUACGCAAGCGAUUCGGCAGUUCUUGACGAUGAUGACGAUGUAUGGGCAGUAAAUUCCGCUUCUGGACAGCCGUCGUCGAGAGCUGUUUCGUACACCUCCGCACCAGCUAGUCCUCUACUUCCGCAGAGAUCGAGCAGCCGGAAAUAUAACGGCAGUGCCGGAAACGGCGUUCUCGGCAGACCACGAGCGGAGAGUAUGAACGAACGACCGUUUGUUUCUGUAAAACGUGCCUACGAGUACCGCAAAUACGAUAGUCAGCCGCACAAUGAUUCGGUGUCAUCGUGGACUGAGAGAAGUGUCAGUCCCGGAAGCGCGGUCGUCAGCGGCGCUUCGCGACCGCAGACGCCGGCGUUUCCGGUACAUCCGCGGACGCCAUACGUCAAUAACGCAUCACCAACGGUGACGUUCGCCAGCGAUCGCACUUACAUGACGUCCAAUAACAGCUACAACGUUAGCAACAACAACAACAACGACGCUAGCGGCAACAAUAACAAUAAUGUCGGGAACUACGGCGCCGAACGAACGAUAUAUAUCGAAGAACGAAGAGAAGUCUCGAAGGAGACAGGACUUCCACCCAAGAGUCCGACAACACAGCGACGCUUGAGUUUCCCGGCAAGCGGGCCGCUUAAACAAAUGCAUAACAAACGAUGGCCGCUCACUAACCAAUCGGCGUCGUUCGACUAUAGUAAGGACCGAUCUGUUUCUCCUGUAAGCGAAUCGACGGUGUCACAGCCUCAGGCUGUUUCGCGCAGUCCUGGAACACCAACUCAUGUAGAAUUCGCCCAAAGUCCCAAGAGUGCUACGUCAUAUACAUCGAUCAAUAGUGGUGGUCAAUCUUCACCACAGGUCCAAUAUUAUGGCUCGAGACGCUCUAGCGUUCAUUCAAAUACAGAGCCCCAGGAGGUGGCCGACGCUAAUGUUAAAUUCGUACGCGACACCAGCAAAAUCUGGUACAAACCCAAUAUAUCGCGAGAGCAAGCAAUCUCGAUGUUAAGGGACGCAACACCCGGUACAUUUGUGGUGCGAGACAGCAAUUCAUUUCCGGGUGCCUUUGGUCUAGCAUUGAAAGUGGCUACGCCACCUCCUGGUGCGCCUAGCAGUCCGCGAGAUCCUUCGAGCGAGCUUGUGAGGCACUUCUUGAUCGAGCCAACAUCACGCGGAGUAAGACUAAAGGGAUGCGCGAAUGAACCAGUCUUCAGUUCACUAUCGGCAUUGGUUUACCAGCAUAGUUUGAUGGCCAUGGCGUUACCUUGCCAACUGCUGCUACCUGAACCAGAAGCAGCCGCCAGAGCUUUAGACUCGCCUGGUACUAAUAGCACUCAGCAACUUCUCGCUCAGGGCGCAGCUUGUAACGUUUUGUAUCUUUUCACAAUUGACACGGAAUCUUUAACCGGACCACAGGCCAUCAAAAAAGCUAUUACCAAUUUAUUCGAGCAGAAGCCGCUGCCGGUUGCCACGAUCGUUCAUUUCAAAGUUUCCACGCAGGGCAUUACUUUGACUGAUAAUGCAAGAAAGCUAUUUUUCCGUCGACAUUAUCCUACAAAUAACAUAAGUUAUUGCGGAUUGGACACUGAAGAACGUACGUGGGAGUUUACCAGUGAAGAUACUGGAAGACCACUUAGCGCUCAUCGCUGUUUUGGUUUUGUGGCAAGAAAACCCGCUCACAAAUCGGACAAUCAAUGCCACGUGUUCGCCGAACUAGAACCAGAGCAACCCGCCACAGCCAUUGUAAAUUUCGUAAACAAAGUCAUGAUGGGAAACUCCAUUGCUAAGGCUAACAUUGUCUAAGAAUUGCUAUUCGCUCGCCACAACUGUUAAAAUUAACGGGCACAAACAUCAUCGUGAAUUCGUUAACGGUCUCGCCUUUAAGGUUGAUACCGACACAUAUCUUUAGCGCAACAAAAUGCAAAGUCCAAUUAAGGGUCAAAAUGACACUGAGAAGUUGGGGAUAACGGAACGGAAUGAUCAAUAUAAUCGAUUAAUAAAAUCAUUGUUCCGCUGACACGCGGAGAAUACACGCGGAUCCUUCCAAAGGAUUCGCUGAAAAUGGCUGCAUUAAUCAUUAUCAUUAAUUCGUAAUAAAUCUCCGUGCAUUUCGUAGCGUUAAAUCAGUAGGACAUCCAUUUGCAAACAGUUGGAACGACAUAAUAAUCAGUAACGCUAGGAAGAGAUCGAGGAAGAGAUCGCUCUCUUUGGAAGAGAACGAGAGGAGAACGAGAGGCGAUAAGUGAAUCGAUUCCAUCCUCGCGUCAAUAUGCUGUCAGAAUAAGAAAGUUGUUGUUAUGAUUACCGUUACUGUUGUGAUUUAACGUAGCGAAUAGUAAAGAUAUAAUGGAUUGUGUAAGAAGGGUAAGGUGGUCGAAUAACUGCAUUGGUAAAAUAUCAUACACAUAUAUAAUAACGUAUUUAAUUCGUUUUAUUAAAGAAAUUAUUAAAAUUAUGACUAUUAUAUGCGUGUAUUCUUGUUGAUGAACAAAAUAUUAUAAAUUAGUG
This is a messenger RNA of Pogonomyrmex barbatus (red harvester ant), 5646 nucleotides long. It is a transcript of the gene by, whose product is annotated as focal adhesion protein tensin. Gene Ontology annotation, cellular component: focal adhesion. Gene Ontology annotation, molecular function: protein binding. NCBI's taxonomy places the organism in Eukaryota, Metazoa, Arthropoda, Insecta, Hymenoptera, Formicidae. The record is from RefSeq and is a predicted model, not a curated record.